AUGGAAGCGGAUAGCGUCUCCGACUCUCAGCCUCUCGCUCCGUGUCCGGGCAGCAAAAAUGGCGGCGCCUCAAUCCGGGACUUCCGCCUGCGCACGCGGACAACUGCUCAGCUCUAUGGCAACCGCUCCCUGGCAACUGGCGCGGGGGGGCGGGCCAUCAAUGGCUGUGCUGACAAGUCCGUCUAUGGGGAGAAAUCUGAUGACGAGAAUUUCAUCCUGAAGCAUAUGGGUUCUGGCAUCUGUGCGUGGCAAAUGCAGGACCCAACACAAAGUUUUUCGUCUGCACCGCCAAGAUUGAGAGAUUGGAUGGAUGGCAAACACGUGGUCUUUGGCAAGGUGAAAGAGGGCAUGAAUAUCGUGGAAGCCAUGGAGAGCUUUGGGUCCAGAAAUGGCAAGAUCAGCAAGAAGAUCACCAUUGCUGACUGGGGACAAAUCUAA
Neomonachus schauinslandi (Hawaiian monk seal) is the source of this 438-nucleotide messenger RNA. RefSeq names its product peptidyl-prolyl cis-trans isomerase A-like. Lineage: Eukaryota; Metazoa; Chordata; Mammalia; Carnivora; Phocidae. The record is from RefSeq and is a predicted model, not a curated record. Gene Ontology annotation, biological process: protein peptidyl-prolyl isomerization. Gene Ontology annotation, molecular function: peptidyl-prolyl cis-trans isomerase activity. Bases 1 to 438 code for a protein of 145 amino acids. The transcript has 2 exons.